AUGCCUAAAGUAAAAGCCUGCACAAGCAAAAAACUGGACAGUUUUGUGAAAGAAUUUGGGUCGGAUGUGUUUUCUACUGAUGGGAGCAUUCUGUUUUGUAAGGCAUGCGAGAAGUCAGUGUUGGUAAAAGAAGCAGCAUGGCUAGGUCUUUAUCAAAAGAACAAAUGUGGAGGAGUCCUUGUAUCAAGCAAGUACGCAAUUACAGCAGGACACUGCCAGCCAGGAAGAUUUCUAUCUUCACUGGUAGUGAUUUUGGGAGAGCAUGAUUUAUUGACUGACCACGAGAGGCUGAAACCUGAAAUGAGACGGGUCAAGAGGAUGAUUGUCCACAGACAUUACAACCCUCAAAAUUUUGACAAUGACAUUGCUCUAUUGGAAUUGGAUCCUCCCGUCGUUUUUCGUCCACAUAUAUCACCCAUCUGUCUGCCCAGCACUGAUGAAGAUUUUGAAGGGAAGACAGCUUUUGUCACUGGUUGGGGUAAAACAUCUCAUGGUGGAAUUAUUCCGAAUUUGUUGCAAGAGGUUCAGGUGCCAAUCAUGAGUAACUUACAAUGUGUAGAUAUGUUUAAAGAUGCGGGACAUAACAAACUGAUAAAGGAUUCUUUCUUAUGUGCAGGUUACAAAACAGGCGGAAAAGAUUCAUGUGAAGGUGACUCUGGAGGACCACUCAUGGUGGAAAGGGAAAGUGGUCAAUGGGUAUUAGCAGGUACUGUAUCCCAUGGUAUCCGAUGUGCUGAUCCGAAUUUGCCUGGUGUCUACAUGAGAAUAUCCUCUUACAGACCAUGGAUUGACAAAAUCAUGAAAUCUUGAUCCGGAUCAAUAGCUUAAUGUAAACCUGGGGAAAUGAACUCUUACAAAUGAAUACUCAUUGAGUAUAUGGUUGAUCUUUUUCAAAUGUUAAUAAAAAUAUUUUUCAUAAUAUAA
Molecule: messenger RNA, 924 nt
Organism: Parasteatoda tepidariorum (common house spider)
Lineage: Eukaryota; Metazoa; Arthropoda; Arachnida; Araneae; Theridiidae
Source: RefSeq, a predicted model, not a curated record